GUGCAAUGUGACGGUAUCGCUCACUGCGCAUGCGCGCACAAUCACAAAUAUGCCCGCUGCCUGACAGACAGUCGACAGCAAAUCAGCCGGAGCAAUAUGACCGGUUAGCUUAUCUCAGCAUUUUUUGUGCCGUUAAGGUCAGAGGUCAUGGCUGCGGAUUGCGGCGCGUUCGUGGACUGGUCCCAGAUGGGCGACGUGAGUCGCGACGCGGCCCCCGGGAAGACCGACUACAAAGACCCCAAGGAGCUGAAGCAGCACGCCCGCUCGGGCCAGUGGGCCAGGAACCACGGCCAGCGCUCGGCCGUUUACCAGCAGCUGCUCCGAGCGCUCCCCUGCCGCACCGUCACGCCCGACGCCGCCGUCUACCGCGACAUCGUAGGCAACUCCAACCCCAAGCGCAGCCCGUCUGCGUAUCCGCUGCCGGAGUUCGUGGACGGGGCGGCGGUGCCGAGCUACUCCCUCAAGCCCGAGUCUGUGGGAUCGGUGCACGCCGUGAUUUCUUGCAUCGCGGGGCAGUUCCCGGAUAUCUCGUACUGCCCGUCUUUACCGGCGGUGACGGCUCUGCUGCUGCACUGGAGCGCCGAUGAAGCGCAGUGCUUCGAGAGCGUCAGCCGCAUGCUGGCCUGCAACGAGCCCGGCCGCCGUCUAUUAGAUCAGACUUUCCUCGCGUAUCAGUCGGCCUGCAUGACCUUCGGCGACCUCGUGCAUAAAUACUGCCCGGCCGCUCACAAGCUGAUGGUGGCCACGGCCACGGACGUGCUGGAGGUCUACUCCGACUGGCAGCGGUGGGUCCUGGGCGACCUGCCCUUCGGCUUCGCCGCUCGCGUCAUGGAUGUGUACUUGGUGGAGGGCUACAAGGUGCUUUACCGCGUGGCGCUGGCCAUACUGAAGUUCUACCGCAAGCAGCGCGCCGCCGCCGGAUCAGGAGCGCCUCCGGCCAAGCAGGACUCGGCGGCGGUCAGGAGCGACAUCCAGGCGUUCGUGCAGAACAUCGGGAAAAGCGUGACGCCCGAGAAGCUGCUGGAAAAGGCCUUUUCCAUCCGCCUGUUCAGCCGGAAAGAGAUCACUCUGCUGCAGCUGGCCAAUGAGAAAUCACUCCAGCAGAAAGGCAUCACCGUCAAACAGAAGAGCUCUAUCAAAAGACAAAAUGUCCAGCUAGCCGUAAACGCCGAUAACUUCAGCUCGGAGAUCGUCAGCGCUAAAGAGAUCAGAGAUAUCUGGUCGUGGAUCCCGGAGCGCUUCGCUUUAUGCCAGCCCCAGCUGCUCUUCACCACGUCGACUCACGGCUGCAGCCUCAACCGGUUUUAUUCCCACUGCGAGGGAUACGAACCGACGUUAAUGCUCAUCAGAACUACAGAUGGAGAGGUGUGUGGAGCUUUCCUGUCCACUGAUUGGGAGGAGCGCAAGAGGGGCGGGAACAAGCUCAGCUUCUUCGGCACCGGAGAGUGUUUCGUCUUCAGAAUGAAGCCGGAGAUGGAGCGCUACGAGUGGGUGGUUAUCAAACACCCGGAGCUGGCGAACGCGUCUCAGGCCGCAGACGAUGAACAGACCGGAGCCAGCGACAACGGUGGGCCGCAGUCUCUAGAGAAGCCGGCCACAGACCCGUCUCACCUCUCCCCGUUUCUGUCCGCCCGGCACUUCAACCUCAACUCGAGGAACACCUCCAUGUUCAUGGCGGGAAACAUCGACUCCAUCAUUAUAGGAGGAGGUGAAGGGAACGCUCUGUACAUCGACUCGGAGCUGAACCACGGCCGAACCGAGCGCUGCCUGACCUUCGACAACCCGCCGCUGUGCUCCGAGAGCUUCCAGAUCGCUCUGCUGGAGGCCUGGGGCUUCAAAGACGCCAUGGCUUCGUAAGAGAGCGGCCCCGAAGACCCGGCCCCGGCUCCGGCCACGAUGAAGCGCAUCGCGUGUGUUUGUCCUCUCGAAGCGAGUGUCGGGAAAGCCUGUGUUGAUCUAGUCCGAGAAUUCGAGAGGUUCUGAUGAAGGAGAUGAGGUUUGGCGCGGAAGGAUUCAAUAUUGUAACGAUUAAUAUCUUUAAAAAAAUCGCAAACCAAGUAUUUAUCAAUGUGAUUCCAGCAAAGUGUUAGAUAUUUCCUGCUGUCUUUUCUGGUGCUCAACACACCGAUAUAUCAUUGUUUUCUCAUUACAGUGAAUGUGUUUUUUCUUUCGUUUAUGCGAAAUAUCAUUUAUUUCUUGUCAUUAUUGGGUGAAAUAUGACCCCUGGCAUUUAAAAGAAUCCCUCUGUUCUUUAUGGAAGCCCGUUUACCCCACUAAAUAUGAGAUAUUUGAUCAAUGUGGUACACGGCCAGCUCACAAUUGCAUUAUAAAGUCAGGAUUGUGAGAUCUCAAGCUAAUGUAGUGUGCGUUCCUGGUAAAGACGUGGAUGUGCGAUUCUGACUUUUCUGACUUUCUGAGUUUGAAGGGGAAAAAAACACUGAAUUGUGAGAAACGCUGGGAGAUAACGCGAAGGCCUUUUUAUGUUUUAUUCAGUGGCAGAAAUGGGCUUCCAUGGUUCUUCUAUGCAGCUUUGUGCCAAUUGGGGAAAUAUCAGAUUUCUUGACACGAAAAGGACCAGAAAACGCGAGCUCUUCGUUAACCUCCAGUCCAAACACGGAUACUUCUGGGGCAUUUAGCGAGUUUCAAAGGCAUUCCAGUGUUCUCUUAAAUCAGAUAUCAUUUACUAAUGUUAUUAUUAUUAUGUCCUCUCCUUGUUCCAAACGUACGGCUCUCUUUCUAUAUUGAAACGCAAACAGAAAUAAAUCAAAUAACCUGCUUUUUUACACAUUUAAAGUCAAGUGGUCAGAGCUGUUAAACACCGUUAAAGUUGGACUUAAGCGAAAAAAAUAAUAACAAUGAAAAAUACCUGCUAUGAGUUUACAGUUACAGUCACUUGAGUUUUUUUGUGAUCAUUUGAGUCUUUUCAACGCGCUUGGCGCUUGACGUAAAGCAUGGAAAUGCAGUCCUACAAAAUCCUUUAAUAAAUGCACUUGAUGCAGAGAGCCAUGCCGUUUUGGAACGACGCGAGUUAAUGGUUGUACGGUCUUGAUUUUCUAACGUCACGUGCACUGUAUCCGAAUGAAUUUCAGUAACCAUAUCCUAAAAAAAAAAUGCAAAAAAUGUUUUUAUUUACAGCUAAGCAAACGUUUGAUGUAUGCAGGUUGAAUAACAAUGCAGCUUUUUGUUAAUCGUUCGAUGGUCUUUGCUUAAAUUGUACGUAUGAAGGCAUAAUCAGCACUGUUUUAAGCGGGGGAGUGUUACGUUUUAUGAGUUAUCUUUUUCUUUGCACUUACUGAGCGUGUUUUAAGCUAGCGGCUGAACUAUAAAGCGGUAAUAAUAUUUGUUUUGAGUCCGUGUGUAUCGGUUAUGGAUAUCUCUUUUCUGUCGUGUCUUUGAAGGCCAGACUGGCUGUGGACGAAUGUUUAACGUGCAUGUAGGCCGUGAAGCGCUCCCCGUAUCAGGUGGUGUGUGUUUUUUGUGCGUUCGGUGUCCCGGGUUGGAGCAGGCCGUCCUGAGUGUGUAUGUGAGCGUGAAGCUCAAGUCGUAAACAUGAAGAAGCAAACCUGAAUUUAUUAUAGUGUCAAACCCGUAGCGGUCUAGUAGAAGACGUCACCUUCCAGACUAGGAGAGUGACCGAUCGUGAUGAAGAAUAAAAACUCUGUUCAUUA
Puntigrus tetrazona (Sumatra barb) is the source of this 3668-nucleotide messenger RNA. It is a transcript of the gene tbc1d24, whose product is annotated as TBC1 domain family, member 24. NCBI's taxonomy places the organism in Eukaryota, Metazoa, Chordata, Actinopteri, Cypriniformes, Cyprinidae. The record is from RefSeq and is a predicted model, not a curated record. The transcript has 8 exons. Bases 148 to 1857 code for a protein of 569 amino acids.